UCUUUAUUGAGCGUGUAAAAAUUUCCGUAUACAUAAUUUCUAUAUCUCGCUAUCACGUUUCAUUAAACACGUUGAGGUAUUAUAUGAACACGUGGACGUAAUAUGCAGAUUAAUUGCAUAAUGGCUUUUACAUACUAGACUAGAAAGUGGAACCAGAUUAUAUUUUUUAUUGGCACUAGCGGCUCUGACGCGCUACGCGUGCUUAUCUUACACUUAUGGGUGUUAUCUUUUGAUAUAAAAAAAAUGUUUCAAUAAUUUAUUUGUACAAGCGUAUUGGCUUCAUUUCAUGGGCAUUCAAACGAUAUAUAGCAUGCCGAAUGUAAUGCCUAAUCGAUAUUUGAAGCAUCGAUUAAUCCGAUUCCAGGUCAAAAUACUGAACAUCCGCAUUAAUUUCGUUAUCUUAAUUAAUGUGCGACACUGUGGAGCAAUAAUCGUCAUAAAAUCUCAAUUCACGCUUAAUAACGUAUUCUCAAUUGAUUUAUUGCAAACACACGUGUUUGAGAAAUUGGACAAGUAUUCAGGAGACUGAUCUAUAAAAGUUAUCGGUAAUAAUCCCUUUCAGUCAGUUUUAACUUAAUAUCACUCGAACCAUUAUACAGAUGCGAAAAUGGUAAUUUUUUCCGCUGCCUGCAUCGUUCUGGUACUCCACACGAUCAUCGAGGACGUUAGUGCAAGGGCGCCAACAAAAAUAAUUGGUGGUACUGACACAACGAUUGAAGAAUUCCCAUCAAUCGUCUCAAUUAGAGACGAAGCAGGGGACCAUAUUUGCGGUGGAACACUGAUCAGUAAUAAGCAUGUGAUGACCGCAGCUCAUUGCCUCGUUACAAUGGAGAAAAAACGUCACAAAGUAACAAAAUUUGUCAAUAAGGUCACCGUGUGCGUCGGUGGUUGUCGUAAAAAUUUGGAAGAACCACGGGAAGUCAAGCGAACAGAUAUCCACGAACUGUUCGAUGGUGAUUAUUCUGAGACAUCGUACAUAUUGCAUGACAUAGGAAUCAUUACGUUGAAAGAAGCCAUAGAAGAAAGUCCCACUCGAAGACCUAUUGCAUUACCAUCUGAAAACACACCAAUUGGUGAGACUGGUUACGUGGCUGGCUGGGGAUCGGUGGACAAGUCUUUGAUUGAAAUUCCCCUAACAUUACAAAAAGCCCGAAUGAACAUAAUAGCAUGCAAGAUUAUCCCGGGAACGAUGAAAAUUCCGGACACUGAAAUAUGCGCCUUCAAUCGCAAAGAUAUUGGAUUCUGUGUGUACGAUAGCGGUAGUCCACUCAUAGUAAAUAAUGAAGUCGUUGGAAUUGCUUCAUGGAAAUGGACACCGUCUUGUGCUGAGGGUUAUCCCGAUGUCUAUACAAGAGUCGAAAGCUAUGUCGAAUGGAUUCGUAAUAUUAUCAGUCCUCAUCAGCCCAUCAAAGAGGAUGAGCUCCGAUAAAACAUACCGAUGAUAAUGAAGUGAAUAAUCGAUCGGUUAUUUUUUUCAUCUUUUGCAAUCUGAACAGUUGAUAAAAUUCAAUAACGAGAUAAAAU
Messenger RNA from Fopius arisanus, 1524 nucleotides. Its product is annotated as chymotrypsin-2-like. Gene Ontology annotation, molecular function: serine-type endopeptidase activity. The record is from RefSeq and is a predicted model, not a curated record. Bases 608 to 1429 code for a protein of 273 amino acids. The transcript is spliced from 4 exons. Gene Ontology annotation, biological process: proteolysis. Lineage: Eukaryota; Metazoa; Arthropoda; Insecta; Hymenoptera; Braconidae.